AUGGGUCUUUCAAUAACAACAACACCACAAAUAACUAUGCGUACUUUUGGUGCUUGUAUUUCUGAAAGAGAUGCUGCUGUACGUAACGCGGCACUGAAUACUAUAAUUACUGUUUAUCGAGGAAUGGGUUGUGAUCGAGACAAAAUUUUCUCUUUAAUUGGACAGCUUGGGGAAAAAGAACGCGCAAUGCUUGAUGAACGAAUUAAGCGGACAGGAGCAUUUGAUCCAAAAUCUGCAAAUCGUCCACAAACAACUCGAGAUAUGUCUACUAGCCGUCUCAACUCUAGAAUGCAAAAUUCGAGUUCACAACCAAAUUCAACAAUUAGAGCGCGUUCUGCGAGCGGACCUCGACGCCCUUUGGACUUGGCUUUACCCGGAAAUAACUCAAUGAUGUUAGCUGGAGCAGAUGAUAAUAACAACACUAAUGUUCGUGCUCCUCGUCGUUCACAUAACGUUACAGCUACGGGUCUUUCUUCUGCUCAUUCACAUGCUGCUUUAAGUUCGGCAUUGAAUCAGACUGGUGGUCGUUUUCAAUUGGAUCCUAAAUUCUUUCAAAAUGAUUUUGACGACGCUGGAAGGACUCUAGUGGUUAAUUCUGGAGGAGCAAAUCAAUCCACCAGUUUAAACUCGACAUUUACUAAAAAUGAUGUGGGGCAACCAGAACGAGGUGUUUUGGCAAAUCGAAAUGUUCAGCCAAGUGGAAGUAGUAUUGAUCAACAAGAUUUACAACCAAUUAAGCCUGUAAUUCGCCCUGUAAGCACAUUCUCCCGACGUAGUGAAUCUGUAUCUUCUAUUUCUUCGCUAGAAAGUACUGAAUAUAUUGAUCGAGCUGUUCAUAAUGUCUCUUGUUUACAAUUAAGCAUUGCUGAUGAAGCUAUUGCGCAGUUGUUGCAUUUAUUGAAUGAUCCAAAUAAUCGCCAGUAUAUAAUUGAUAGAUCAGAGCUUAUUUUAAAAAUGAUUGUCACACAAGUUUUUCAUAUUCGAAGUCAACAUCUUGAACAACUAGAAUCUGGUAAAGAAUCAAACCGAGACGAACAAAAUUUUUCUAAAGAGAAUGAUCUAAAUGAAUUUUUGCGUUCGAUUUGUAAUUUUCUUUCUACGUUAACAAAUGAAACUCAUAUAAUGAAAAGAAUUAGUGCUGAUACUUUACGUGGAUUUAUAGAAGCAAUUUUGUCGUUAGUAUGUGAUCAACGACUUUCUGGAUUUAAAGAUCAGGUUUUUCGUUCAUUAAAUGUUGUUGUUAUUCGUCUUUGUGAAUUUACUCAUCCAAGUGUUUGUUUUUUGGCUUUGAUGAAGUUAAUUAUGAAAUACCAAGCAGCUGAACCUAAAGGAAAGAUUUUGGAAUUACUUCGUAAAUGUAUGAUUAAACGAACUGAAACUCUUACAGAUCCAGCAAUUGUUGAUAUGGUUUGUGAAUUUUCUAAUAAAAAUUUUUUCCCGAUAAGUGCGUUCAUUUGGUACACCCACACUGACUUUGUCACCUUUUCUAAUUUUAUUGCCGAGUUAAUUUUACACGCCAGAGAAGACUUGUUCAUCGAGAUGUCCCUGAACCUUUUUAAUUAA
Messenger RNA from Meloidogyne enterolobii, 1563 nucleotides. Lineage: Eukaryota; Metazoa; Nematoda; Chromadorea; Rhabditida; Meloidogynidae. The record is from the annotation of a GenBank genome assembly.